Thamnophis sirtalis is the source of this 1604-nucleotide messenger RNA. Lineage: Eukaryota; Metazoa; Chordata; Lepidosauria; Squamata; Natricidae. The record is from RefSeq and is a predicted model, not a curated record.
GGUGUGUCUGCGGCCGGACAGAUUGUUUCCUUGAAGGUCUGGCUGAUCGAAGAUAUUUUACAGAAGAUAAACCAGCAUCUACCUUCUCAUAUAAGAAUUUUAGGGCUGAAAAGAGUGACAGGGAAAUUCAACUCCAAGAACAGAUGUGACGCCCGGACCUAUUCCUACAUGCUGCCGACGUUUGCCUUCGCCCACAAGGACGACACACGUCAGGAUGAAACCUACCGCUUGAGUGCCGAGACUUUGGAGGCCGUCAACGACCUCCUGGCCUGCUACAAAGGCACCCACAACUUCCACAACUUCACCUCCCAGAAGGGCCCCAAGGACCCCAGCGCCAAACGUUACAUCAUGGAGAUGCUGUGCGAAGAGCCCUUCGUGAGGGACGGCUUGGAGUUUGCGGUGGUCAAGGUGAAAGGGCAGAGUUUCAUGAUGCACCAGAUCCGUAAGAUGGUCGGCUUGGUGAUCGCCAUCGUGAAGGGCCAUGCCGCCAAAUCCAUUAUGGAGCAGAGCUGGGGAGAGGAGAAGGUGGACAUUCCCAAAGCCCCUGGGCUGGGCCUGAUUUUGGAACGGGUUCACUUUGAGAGCUACAACCAGCGGUUUGGGGACGACGGCCUCCACGAAGCCCUGGAAUGGGCAGAAGAAGAGGAGAAGAUUGCGGCUUUCAAAGAGCAGCACAUCUAUCCCACCAUUAUCAAGACGGAGAAGGAAGAGAGGUCCAUGAUGAGUUGGCUGGAGACGCUCUUCAACCAUCAGUUUGAUUCCACCAUCUCGAGGUUGCAGGAAGAUACCAGAGAUGCCAAGUCUGAUCCUGAAGGCAGCGAUGGAUGUGAAGACAAUUCUGAUUGAGGAUUUCAGGCACCCUUUGAUACCCUGGAUUCUAGUCCCUUUGGCCAGGAAAACCAAGCUUUUCUCAAUUAUGGAUAUUCCUUAGUCUUGAACCAAAUGAAAUGAUGCUUUCCAUCCUCACUGCAGCAAUGGAAAGGGAGACUGCUAGCUAGAACAAACACUGCUUAAAUUAUGCUCUAUAAAAAAUGAUUUUUUAAAAACAUGUCGGAGAAAAAUAAUUAUCGGACUCUUACUGAUAAGGGCAAGCCAUUAAGAAUGCUGUUCUCUUGGUUUUUCCCAAACAGCCAAAAUUAAUUGUUCUCUCGGAAAGCUUUCUGUGAUUAUUGGCUUAGCCGAAUAGUAAGGAUUUUGGAAACUCUUUCUUCCUUUUGUAAAAACAAUAUAUUUUUAAUUUGUUUUUUUUUUUUAAUUUUCACUUUCUCAUAGACCAAAUAAUGUGGUGGUUGAAACAAACUCUGGAUUGGAACAUCUGAGUUUCAUCUCCUUUUUUUUUUUUAGGAAAUUCUAUUUCAGGUUUUUUUUAAUGCUCCUUUUGGAAAAAAUAAUAAUAAUAAAAGCUUAUGACACAAGGUACUAAGGUUUUUAAAAAAUUAUUUCUAAUCCAGGCUGCAUGUAAUGCUGCCAUAACUUGGUUGAUCUGGGGGAAGGUCAGAGAACAUUCUCAGUGUUGGAAGCUAUCAAGAAAAAGAAGCCAGAACUAGUGGUGGGUUUCAAAAAUUUUUGGAACCUCUUCUGUAGGUGUGGUCUGCUUUCCGGGU